GAGGUUGCACUAUUUGACCGGUAAAUUCAACAUGUAAAGUUCCAUAGUCUUUGUCAGAACUUGUUGAGUGGAUGCGUCCAGUCAAAAUAUUGCACCUUUGGCCUGCAGCUUCCAGCCUUUCACGCCUCCCUCCCUUCCUCCCUCACCUAUUACGCUUCCUUUCCAUAUAAUUGCCUCCCUCUAUUUAAGCCUCUUUUGCAGGCCAAAAACUUUCCCUAUAUUAUAUAUAUAUACUUCACUUCCUUCAAUUUCCUCCUACGUGGAUCCUUAAAAUCAAAAAGCAGGGGCGGAGAGACAGAGACAAGAGACAGAGAGACAGAGAGACAGAGAAAUGGGUUUCUCAAAGGAAGAGAGAUCAAAAAGGGUUUUGAGGGGUGUGAAGACUGUGUUCUUCUUGAUCACCAUGCUGAUUUCCUUGCUGCUAUUCUCGGCGCCGGUGCUUUUGGUUAUUGCGGAUGCGCUUCUUCCUUCCGCGCUUCUUUCUGCUUCCCUUUCUCCUACUGCUCUUUCUUUACAAACCCUCUCUUCCCAUUUCCAAAACUACGAUUUCCGGUACUCCCUCAUCGACAUACCUCUCAUAUCCAUUAUAAGAUCAGCCAUCAUAAUCUGUGUUUAUAGCUUUUGCGAUGGGCCAAGGCUUUCGCGAGGGCCUUACUUGGGAAUUACGACGAUGUGUUCUGUGUUAUCUUUAAUGUUUGUUUGUUUGAAAGCUUCGUAUGUGUUUGGUGUUUCCGGCACCUUCCGAGGAGGGUAUGUCAGGGCGACGGAGAUAGCGUUGUUCUUAUGCUCGCUAGUUCUGGCUAUUGGGCAUAUUGUCGUCGCCUAUAGAACAAGUUGCAGGGAGAGACGGAAGCUUCUGGUUUACAAAAUUGACAUUGAAGCUAUUUCAGCAUGCAAGAACGGGUUCCCAAGGUAUCAGAAGAUUUUACAGGUGGAAAGGAUGAAGUAACCAAGCAGCAAUGAAGGAGGAGCUUUCAUUAUAUUUUAAUUUCUUUUGUUUGUACGGCCAAUCGAUUUCAGAUUCAAUCGAAGAAGAAAUCUGGCCGGAGCCUAGAGAUUGAAGAAGUUUAGAAACUAACAGGAAAAGUUUACAAACCUACUAUAGAGGUUAUGAUUGCGGCAUCUAUAUAUAUAUAUAUAACUUUUAGGUAGUGUUUGUAUAUAAAAAGGUGAAGGUUUUGAGGCUAGCCGAAGGCUUCCUUUUAUGUAUUGUGCAACUAGAAUAUUGGGUCGUUUUCCAACGAGUGAAUACAAGUUUGUGGCUGAAUGUUUC
Molecule: messenger RNA, 1273 nt
Organism: Corylus avellana
Lineage: Eukaryota; Viridiplantae; Streptophyta; Magnoliopsida; Fagales; Betulaceae
Product: Alpha/beta hydrolase related protein
Source: RefSeq, a predicted model, not a curated record